Belonocnema kinseyi is the source of this 1350-nucleotide messenger RNA. RefSeq names its product zinc finger protein 90-like. The coding region runs from base 175 to 720 and encodes 181 amino acids. The transcript has 6 exons. The record is from RefSeq and is a predicted model, not a curated record. NCBI's taxonomy places the organism in Eukaryota, Metazoa, Arthropoda, Insecta, Hymenoptera, Cynipidae.
UAUUCAGCGAUGAAAUCUUUGAGAUAGGAGAAAACUUGCAAAAUCAGCAACUAGACUAAAAAAUGAGAUCAGCGUAAUUUUAACAUAUCCAAUAAAUAUAUAGCGAUGGCAGAAUAAUCAUGAUAUCUUGAUAUAAAGAAGGAAAUUAUUAUUUAUGUCCACCAGACGUUUGAAAUGGAAAAGGAAUCGCAAACUAUGAAUUUAUACAAAAAUCCAGAUCAACAUAAUCCUAAUAUAUCCAAUAAAUAUACAGCGAUGGGUGAAGGUUCGAGCUUCCUUGAUAUAAAAGAGGAGAAUAUUUUGGAUUACUGCAGUACUUUUGAGAUAAGGAAGGAAUACCAAAAUCAGGCAUCACACAAAAAUUCAGGUGACCAAAGUGUGCUGAAAAAGGCUCUAGAAUCGAGAAGUUAUUUACAUCUUGGAAAAAUGAAUAGAAAUUUUGAAUCGAGACCCUGUAGAUUUCAAACCGUCUACGAAACUCAAGUACAGGGGAUUCCUGUUAAUCAAGGAAGAAAGCACAAAUCUCAAAAGAAGUUCCAAUGCAACAUGUGUGGGCGAAGUUAUGUUCACCAACCGAAUUUAUCUCGACAUAAACGUUACGAAUGUAUAAAUGUAGAGCCUCAAUUUGAUUGCAAUUUCUGCGGUCGUAAAUUUCGCCAAAAACAGGCCCUUGCUAAUCACAAUAUUCGUUGUAUUUCAAAAAUUAGUGUUCAAUAUUAAUCUAAACAAAAAUUAAACACUCAAAAUAUUUAUUUAACAAGUACGUCCGUAUAAAAUCAAAGACCAACGCAAUACAGGCAUAUUCAAUAAUUAUAUGGUCAUGGGCAAUCAACCAUGUUUCCCUGAUAUAAGACAAGACAAUUUUUUUUAUGCUCAUAAUACUUUUGAGAUGAGAGAGGAAUCGCAAAUUCAGGAAUUAAACAGAAAUGCAGAUAUACGGGUUUUGAAAAAUACUCUGCUAUUCGGAAAGAAAAGAACAUUUAUGUCUAAGACAGACCCCGACUUAAAAUGUAAAUUUUGCAAUCUUCGAUUUCCACGCAAAGACGAAGUUAAGUUACAUAUUCUCAACAUGCAUUCGAAAAUGUAUGAACCCAAAACUUUGGAGACAAAUUUCAAAUGUGAUGUCUGUGGAAAUAAAUAUAGGAAUAAAAGACAUCUUUAUACUCAUAUUGUUAAAAAGUAUCAUAUGCGAUACACCAAUGACAGUCAGAUUGAUCAUCACACGAAGAGACCUGUAUAUAAAUGCACGAAAUGUCCACGAUAUUAUUUAAAUAAAUCAAGUUUGAAACGCCAUUGUAAUCAAGUUAAACAUUAAUUAGUCUCAAGGAAAAAAUAAAAAUUAUAUUUCAU